AUGGAUAGUGCUCAUCAGUUAUGCCCUUGUUGUGGGAAAAUUCACACAGAUGAAGAUUGCCUAGUGUUUUGGACAGACCCGGUGUUUUGGAAAGAAAAACUGAUGUCUGGGUACAAGGCACCUUCAUAUGAGGGACACUAUCAGUCAAAUGUCAACCAAAGGUAUGAGCAAAAUUUGGAUUACGAUGAUUACGAUUCCGAGUUGGUGCCCUUCUCGAGAUAUCAAGAAGAUUAUAAUGGUCGUUACCAUGACUACUCUGAGUCAACAUACAAUAAUCAUGGUAAUUACCAAGGGAGUUCAGAUCUGCAUUAUGCAAGUCAAAAUGAUUGUCAAGGUAAACACCAAAAUUCUAAACUUGAUGAAAUCAUGGAUAUUAUGCUGGAGAUGGCACAAGAGAGCAAGUCGAGAAUUGAGGCUAUGGUCCAACGAUCGAAUCAAAUAGACGAACAAAUUGAAACAUUGAAGGGUGUGAAGGAUAAUACCACAUCCAUUCAUGCAUUUGUUGAAGAAACACAAGAAAUACCAGUUUUGGUUGUUGAAGUUGAAGAAGAGGUUGAAAGUCUUCCGGAACUUGAAGUUAUAUGUUUAAACCCACAUGAAGACUUAGCACUUACUGAAGAACUAGAGACUGAUGUUGUCCAAGUUUAUCCCGAACCGUUGCAUACUUUGAUUACUCCAACUAACAAAGCUGGGGAUGAUGGCUCGAGCGGGAAUAAAAGAAAGGUGAGCAGAGAAGACCUCGGACAGGGUAUAUUGAAUUGGCUAUAUAAUGAUCCAACAGACGUACUCAUGAUAGGAAAGAAGGUGAAGACUCAACAUGUCAACUAUCGAACACACGUUGGAAAUUCGGUAGGCAAAUGUGAAUUUCACUUGUUCCGAUUCGAUUCGAUAAAUAUCGCUGGCAGAAGAGAGCAGAUAGGAAGUUCGAAUGUCAAUUACCGAGCAUAUGCAGGAAACUCGGUGGGUUGUCAGGUUAUUAAUCUCUACGGAUGCAAUGGUCCAAGUGUGGGGAUGUUUGGGGAAGUCCCAAUACGUUCUAGUGCAGUGGCAGACAAUGCACGGAUUAGAGUUCAGUCAGAACUGUCCAUACUCAAUCUCCAUUUGGACGGGGAUGAUCUGAACACUAAUUUUAUACCAAUUGUUACCCAAGAAGAGUACAAAAGGAGGCGUAAAGUAAGAAAACUAUAUUUGGAUAGUAAACGGUAUACUUUGAAACGCGUUGCAUCGCAAUCCGCAAGUAAUUCAACACCAAAUACCACUUUGACGUCCACUUCGUAUAACACAUUCAAUGCUACAACUGAGGUGCCGAUUACAUGCGCAGAGAGACGUAGAUUAAGGAAGCUAUAUUUGAGUAAUAAAAGAUCUAUCACACCAAGCGGAUCAAGCUCCAAACAAAACUUAUCUUCGUCUGCUGAUCCUAAAUCCAUAGACCCCAACAUGCACAAUGUUACACGUACCCCCUCGGUUUUAGCUACAAAUAAUGUUGGUUGUGUUAGAAGUAACUCUGCUCAUCAUACAAAUAUUCUUGGCUUUUCUUUAUCUUCAAACCUCAAGGCAACGAAUAGUAUAUCACCUAUUCUUGAAAAUUCUACUUUACCAAGACUAUCUCCUGGAAAUUGUAAAUUAGUACGCAAAGCACGAGUUACCUCUCCUAUACCAAUGAUUGAUUUGUCUACAGAAGAAACUACAGUUGAAGAUCCAUACAAAGGUGUCUCACAAGAAUAUUUGGACCAUGGUGAUCAGUGUGUUACAUGUGACGUAUGUAAUGCAAAGUUAUGGGAUUCAGAAAAAGGCAGGGGUAAACGCCAGGAUGGAAAAACGUCCUAUUCCUUAUGUUGUGGAUACAACAAGGUUGAGCUUCCGGAUUAUAAAGACGCACGGCCAAAUUAUGAAAAACUUUUUCGGUGCGUUGAUAAAGAAAGCAAGCACUUUUUGAAGAACAUUCGGCGUUAUAACUCUAUGUUUGCUUUUACUUCGAUGGGUGGUAAGGUUGAUCCGACUGUGAAUAGAGGUAAUGCCCCCUUUUGCUACCGAAUCAGUGGUGAAAACUAUCAUACCAUUGGGAGUCUCUUGCCAGAAAACGGAUCAAAACCUAAAUUUUGUCAGCUCUACAUAUACGAUACUGAGAACGAACUUUCAAAUAGGCAAUCCAUAUUUAGUUCUUCAAAGGAUGCAUCUUCGUCGUCUGCUGCUGCCCUUGAUCGUCAAUUGAUUGAACAAAUAAAGGAUGUUUUAGACACAGACAAUCAGCUGGUUAAAAGUUAUAGAAUGGUCAGAGAUUCUUUUCAAGAGAACCCGCAAGUAUCUCUAAAGUUACGCCUUAUUGGAAGAAGGGAGAAAGAUGGUAGGACGUAUAACCUACCAACGGCUAGCGAGGUCGCUGCUCUUAUAGUUGGAGAUCUUGACAACGCAAUUGACAGUAGAGAUAUUGUUGUGGAAACCCAAACAGGUGAUCUAAAACGAAUAAGUGAAUUGCAUCCUUCUUAUCUUGCUCUUCAAUACCCGAUUUUGUUCCCUUAUGGGGAUGAUGGUUAUAGAAUUGACAUCCCCCAUAGAGGUGUCGUAGAUGUUACCAAUAAGAAGCGGCCAAAUUGUACUAUGAGAGAAUUCUUUGCGUAUCGUGUUCAAGAUAGGAUUAAUCAAUUUUCAUUGAUUCUUAAUUCAAGGGGACUAUUUCAACAAUUCUUGGUUGAUGCAUACACGAUGAUUGAAACUGAGAGACUCAACUAUAUACGUCAUCAGCAAAAGAAUCUUAGAUCAGAUACAUAUGAUAGUCUUCAAAAGUUAAAAAACAACGGUCAACAAGAUAUAUCUAAAGCUGGUAAAAGUGUGAUAUUGCCGUCUUCAUUUACCGGCGGUGCUAGAUAUAUGAUGCAAAACUAUUUAGAUGCAAUGUCUCUAUGCAAGUGCUUUGGUUAUCCCGACUUUUUUAUAACCAUCACAUGCAACCCAAAAUGGUCGGAGGUAACAAGGUAUCUUAGAGACACCACACUUAAACCGGAAGAUAGACCAGAUAUUCUGACAAGAUUAUUUAAGUUGAAAUUGGAUGCUAUUUGCAAAGACUUAAAGGAACGCGAUCUAUUGGGAAAAGCUGCCGCAGUUGUUUACACCAUCGAGUUUCAAAAACGUGGAUUGCCUCAUGCACACUUAUGCUUAUUCAUGGAGGAUGGAUAUAAACUUCCUACAGUGGACCAUGUUGAUGCAUUUAUAUGUGCUGAGAUUCCAAACAGAAAUGAGGACCCGGAGUUAUACACACUUGUGAAAGACUAUAUGAUUCAUGGUCCAUGUGGUCUUGCUAACCUAAGCUGUCCAUGUAUGGUUGAUAGAAAAUGUUCGAAAGGCUUUCCAAAAAAGUUUGAAGAUCAUACGACAUUAGGUUCAAAUGGAUUCCCAGUGUACAGAAGAAGAAACGAUGGUGCGACAGUUAUGAAGAACCGCAUUGAGCUAGACAAUAGAAGUGUUGUACCAUACAACAAAAAGCUGUUGAAAAGGUAUCAGGCGCACAUAAAUGUUGAGUGGUGCAAUCAAGCUGGGUCUAUCAAAUAUUUGUUUAAAUACAUCAACAAAGGACCUGAUAGAGCAACUGUUGUUGUUGUGCAAGGGGAUAACCAAAACGAAGAACCAUUAAAAGAUGAGAUAAAAGAGUAUUAUGAUUGUAGGUACAUCUCAGCAUGUGAGGCAUCUUGGAGGAUAUUCUCUAAUGAAGUACACUAUAGGUAUCCUUCUGUUACAAGGUUACCUUUCCAUCUUCCAGGACAACAAAAUGUCGUUUUUGGUCCUGACGAAGAUAUAAAUUCCGUCCUUAACAAACCAUCUGUGAAAGCGUCAAUGUUUUUGUCUUGGAUGGAACGUAACAAAGACCCAAAUGACACAGUGGCCCGUACCCUUACUUAUGUUCAGUUUCCAAUUUUUUAUGUAUGGAAGAUUGAAAAUCGUUGCUGGGAACCUAGACAAAAGGGAAAAGCGAUUGGCAGAGUUCACUCUGUACCCCCUUCUUUUGGUGAAGCAUAUUUUUUAAGGAUUCUUCUUAACAAAGUCAAAGGGCCAAAAUCGUUUGAGGAAAUUAGAACCGUUAAUGGUCAUGUACACGAUACCUUUAGAGAUGCGUGUUACGCACUUGGUCUUUUGGACGAUGACAACGAGUACAUUGAAGCAAUCAAGGAAGCAAAUGAAACAGCAACAUGUUCAUAUAUUCGUGUUUUGUUUGCAAUGAUGUUGUUAUCAAAUACUUUGUCUAGACCUGAGGUGGUAUGGGAAAGUACGUGGAAAUAUAUGACAGAUGACUUUAUGUACAGAUUAAGAAAAUUUCAUCGAUCAGAAGCUUUGUCAGUUCCCGAGGACCACCUUAAAAACUAUGCUCUGGGCGAAAUAGAAAAAUUUUUACUUCGGAAUAACUCAUCUCUACGAAGGUUUUUAACAAUGCCAUAUCCUGAUGAAGAGUCUUUAGCUGAUUCACAAAAUCGCCUAAUAUAUGAGGAGCGUUGUUACACCCAAUUAGAUCGUGGAAACGAGUACGGAAGGCAGAUUAGUAUGCUAAACGAUGAACAACGGUCUGUUUUUGAAGAAAUACUGAAAGCCGUUGAAGGUGACGCAGGUGGUGUAUUCUUUGUCUAUGGAUAUGGUGGAACCGGUAAAACAUUCUUAUGGAAGACAUUAUCUGCGACAAUUAGAUCUAAGGGUCAAAUUGUAUUAAAUGUCGCAUCAAGUGGAAUUGCAUCGUUGCUACUGACUGGGGGCAGGACUGCACACUCCCGGUUUCAUAUUCCUUUAAAUCUUACUGAGGAUUCAGUUUGUCAUAUAAAACCAGACAGUGACACAGCUAGAUUACUACGUGAAACCAAGUUAAUUAUAUGGGAUGAAGCCCCAAUGGUUCAUAAACACGCAUUAGAAGCUUUGGAUAGAACGAUGAAUGACAUAUUCAAUAUGGACACUUCCAUAGGUUCUGAAAUUUCAUUUGGAGGUAAGGUUAUUCUUUUUGGUGGUGAUUUUCGACAAAUUCUUCCUGUUGUCCCCAAUGGUGGAAGACAAGAGAUAGUGAAUGCCUCGCUUUGUUCGUCAUAUUUAUGGAGUAAAUGCAAGUUGCUAAGGCUAACAAAAAACAUGAGAUUAACCAUUGGACGCUCUACAUCUGAGAUUGAAGAUAUCAAAAAUUUUGCCAAGUGGCUUUUGGAUUUGGGUGAGGGAAAUGUUGGUUGUCCUAAUGACGGGGAAGCAUCUAUUGAAAUACCACCGGAUCUUCUAAUUAACGACACCUCUGAUCCGAUUUCAUCUUUAAUUGAUUGCGAAGAAAGAGAGUAUCUAAGCUCCGAUAGUCUUUGUCAGACUGAGAAUCCUAAUUCAACACAGCAGAAACUAUACUCACCAGAUGUGUUGAAUGGUCUUAAAGUAUCAGGUUUGCCUAAUCACAGGUUAGUACUCAAAGUUGGUGUGCCAGUAAUGCUAUUACGUAACAUUCAUCAACAAAAUGGUUUAUGCAACGGUACGAGGUUACAGAUAAAAAGAUUAUACAACCGUGUCAUAGAAGCCGAAAUAAUAUCUGGAGGAAAUAUCGGCACUCGCACCUACAUACCGAGACUUAAUUUGAUACCUUCAGACAAAAAGAUGCCUUUUGCGUUUCAAAGGAGGCAAUUUCCGAUAGCUGUGUGUUUUGCGAUGACUAUCAACAAAAGUCAAGGUCAGUCGCUAUCAAGGGUUGGUCUGUACUUGAGACAACCUGUUUUUACGCAUGGUCAGUUGUAUGUGGCUUUAUCAAGGGUAAAAUCCAGAAACGGAGUCAAAUUGCUUAUAUUAGACAAGGACGGCAAACCUACCGAUAAAACAUCAAAUGUUGUUUAUAAGGAAGUGUUUAACAAAUUGUGAACUUUGUCUUCUUUGUUUCUUUUCAAUUACGUGUAAUGUUGAUAAAGAUGUUCGUAGUUCAACGUUUAUUUAAUUA
This is a messenger RNA of Helianthus annuus (common sunflower), 5935 nucleotides long. RefSeq lists its product as uncharacterized. The record is from RefSeq and is a predicted model, not a curated record. Gene Ontology annotation, biological process: DNA repair; telomere maintenance. Gene Ontology annotation, molecular function: DNA helicase activity. Bases 1 to 5859 code for a protein of 1952 amino acids. The transcript has 10 exons. NCBI's taxonomy places the organism in Eukaryota, Viridiplantae, Streptophyta, Magnoliopsida, Asterales, Asteraceae.